This is a messenger RNA of Aphanomyces invadans, 1519 nucleotides long. RefSeq lists its product as hypothetical. Gene Ontology annotation, biological process: response to endoplasmic reticulum stress; positive regulation of ERAD pathway. NCBI's taxonomy places the organism in Eukaryota, Oomycota, Saprolegniomycetes, Saprolegniales, Verrucalvaceae. The transcript is spliced from 9 exons. The record is from RefSeq and is a predicted model, not a curated record. Bases 219 to 1265 code for a protein of 348 amino acids. Gene Ontology annotation, cellular component: endoplasmic reticulum.
CCGACCACCAUCACCAAUCUGGACGACCAAGGAAGGAUGGAGCAAAUCUUCUUCGGCAUGCAUGUUCGCGUCAGUCGGAUGUUGUCCAAGCUUGCGGGUGGAAAGACGCGCGUUGCCGUGGAGACUGCGCUGUUCGCAACAGCAAUGACAUUCUUGAUGAUCUUAGCUGUGCUGCAUGUUAACUUUGUCAGGUAUGUGGGGUCACCAACAGACAGGUCAUGACAAUGUUCACAUUCAGCACACAUGGGCAACAUGGAUGCUUCAGGCAAUACAUGCCUCCAACCCUGCCGCCGCUCAUGCGAGUGGGCAUUACAUCCGAUCCGUUGCCGUGGAUACACCCGUUCGGAUUGCUCUUCCAUCGCGUGUCGGCCAAACCAAAUCGCAACUCGUUCGUGUUUGCGGUGCACAAAGGGCUUCUGUCACUUCUCGACUUUCCUGACACUAACUUCGCCGGUCCCGUGAACGUGACCCUGGUCGACGUAUCCAUUCCGAGCUCGAGCGCGUGCUUUGGCAUCAAGCACGUGUUCGACCAGUCCCCCGCCUGGACGUUAUUCCUCGACAAGUUUGUCGGGUACGACACCAUCGUGAUCAACCAAUUCGUCCACCUUGCGAACGGGAACGGGUACCUUCGCCACGAAUUCUCCAAAGACGUGUACAAUCUCAAUUACGCGACGGAGUUUCAGGCCACGACUGCGACGCUGCACUCACGUAUGGCAUUCAAGCUUGGCAUCUUGUGUACGACGCUUUUUCUCUUCUUCAGUACAACCACGUUGGUUUCGUUCAUCCUGCGAGAAACCCAGCAGCGCAUGCUCCGCUUCACGCUGUCGCUGCAGCACCACAUUCGCCAUCGCAUGCCGUACCUCAAGCUCGUGUUCAGCCACAUCAUCGAGUCCCUCGUCUUCGUUCCCAUCAUGGUCGGGAUGCUCUUUUUCCUGUUCGAGUUUUUUAAAGACCGGUUGCUCGCGUUCAUGAUCAUGUCUGUCGUGUGGCUGUGCGAACUCUAUUCGGUCAUUUGCGUCCGCACCUGCCUGUCGCUCACGUUCUUUCCGCCCGUGUUUUUAAGCCUCUUUGCCCUGUUCCACGUCUACUUUUUCAGCUUUCCGUUUGGGUUUUCCUACGUGGCGCUGUGGACAACGACGGCGUUUUUGGCGCAGCAGAUGCUGUUUUUCCUCAACCGGUUCGAACUGCCCGCGCUCCGCGACGGCGUCGUAUCGGCACAAUGGCCGCGUCAGUUUGUUUUGUCGUCAGGCGAUGCAGUGAACUAGGAGCACACGAGCAAAGUUAUCCAGCGUUACCACCUCGAAUCGCCGUGGGCUGCACAGACACCAGUUGAUCCCAUGCGAUUUGGACGAGCUCCGUGAUGGCCAAAGGCAGCGCCGCCGCGGCGUCCACGCACGCAAACAACUCGUACGCGGCGUAUCGAUGGCUAUGGGUUAGUGCGCAGGAUGAAAUCGGCUGUUGUUGGACUAUGUACUCCAUUCGUACCCAAUGACCCAAAAUUCACGGUUGUUGAGCUGGA